This is a messenger RNA of Anopheles coustani, 2571 nucleotides long. It is a transcript of the gene Gga, whose product is annotated as ADP-ribosylation factor-binding protein GGA3. Gene Ontology annotation, biological process: vesicle-mediated transport; intracellular protein transport. NCBI's taxonomy places the organism in Eukaryota, Metazoa, Arthropoda, Insecta, Diptera, Culicidae. The transcript has 5 exons. Bases 129 to 2216 code for a protein of 695 amino acids. Gene Ontology annotation, molecular function: ubiquitin binding; phosphatidylinositol binding; small GTPase binding. Gene Ontology annotation, cellular component: trans-Golgi network. The record is from RefSeq and is a predicted model, not a curated record.
ACGGAGUAAUUCGCGGAGCAAAAAGGAAAACUCCUCCUUCAAAUAACAGUGUUGGCGAUAAGACGCCUUUUUUUUUCCUCGACGGCAGCAUCUUUCGCACAGCUGGUAACGAGCCACUACCGUUCGUAAUGGACACACGAACGCUUUUGGAUGGGUAUUUGCGCAAAGCCGUCAACCCGAGCAACCACGACUUGGACGUGUCGGCUAUCGAUCUGUUCUGUAUGGCGCUGAAGAAGGAUCCUUCGAAGAUGUCCAUCGCCCGAGAGCUACUGGUGAGCCGUAUUCAAUCUACCAACACGAAGGAAUCUUUGCUGGCGCUGGAGGCCCUCGAAGAAUGUAUGGAAUCGCUCGGACGGGAGUUUCGGUCGGAAAUCAAUAAAUUCCGGUUUCUUAAUGAGCUGAUAAAGAUGGUGUCAAAAAAAUAUAACGGCGAUCAUACACCACGCGAAGUGUCAGACCGGAUUCUAAAUAUUCUCUUCACGUGGACCAACAAGUACGAACCGUGUGAUUGCGAUAAAAUACAGGAAGCCUAUAAUCUGCUGGCCACGCAAGGCAUCCAGCACCGAUCGCAGCAGAACGUGAUCGUGCGCAGUACCGUGCCGCACCGAACACUCGACGAUCGUGCUGGACCCGCGCUGGACAAGGAGCAGCAAAAGUUGCGCCAGCUGAUCAGCAGCGGGAAGCCGGAGAAUUUCGAGAAGGCAAAUCUGCUCAUACAGAACAUCUACCGGGACGAGGAGCGCCGUACGCAGAUGAAGAGCCGGCGACUCGGCGAGCUGCAGAAGGUGGCAGAAAACACGAAACUGCUGGACGAAAUGUUGGACCAGUACCGGGUGGGCGAAACGUCCGACGAUGGGUUGGCCGUACUGAGUGAGAUCUACGAGUCGUGCGAAAGUGCCCAUCCGACCAUCGUGCGGCUGGCGGAAGAAACGCAGCACAGUGAAGAGAUGCUCGAGAAAAUAUUCGAAGUCAACGAUGCACUGACGGUUGUGCUGGAUAAAUACCGCGAGAAAGUCCUGAACCAACCACCACCCGUCAGAGGAGGCAGUGGUACAGAAUCCACCACGGCGAUGAGGUACAGCCCGAACAUUGUCGGUCCGGAUCCGCUAGAUACCCUGUUCGACGUUUCGGGUACGGACCCCACGGAACGUGCCGGUGGUGCCAGUAUGGAAGGCACAACGGAGCGAUCAAACUAUGACGAUCUCAGCGAUAUAUUUGCAUCUACUGGCAGCAACGGAAUUGCCUCCGGAGGAGUGCUAGGACCGGCUAGUCAAAGUAUUCUCCAGCCGCAAUCACUACCGUUUGCGGCGACAGGGAAUAAUGCGAUUGGGAGUCAAAGUGGUAGUGUAGCUAAGGAUAAUUUGAUGGACAUACAUUCCCUGCUGAGCAGCAUCGGCAAUGCAAGGACAGCUUCGAAGAUCCCUGACCGAAACUUAGUGCCCGUACAAGUAGAUGAUGUAAAGAAAGCCCCUCCUGCUACGAUCCGUAACGGUUCUACAAACACUGGCGCUAGUGGCACAUCCAAGAAAACCAUUCCAGAGCUAGAUACCAUCAUCAGCGGUAUGAAAGCGACACUUCUCUCUGGGCCAACGGUAACAGCGGAAGAGACAUCUUCAGUUUCAACGGACCGAUUGGAACCUUCUUCUGGUAUCGGCUCGGAGGAGGACGAUCCUAUCCUUGCGGCACCCCCGGUCAAAGUGCAACCCGUGGAUGAAAAGGAGCAAAACGUUCCCACUGCGCCAGUGAUGAAAGCGGGAGAAAGCAGUGUCGUAAAACAGGAAUUCAAAGCGCUCGCCGAUAUUGUGAUCGAUUUGGAUAGCAUUCUACCGAGCAGAGAACCGUCCCGAACCGUGCUGGACGAUAAGGAUGGGUUGCAGAUAACGCUCAACUUUGCCGCCGACCAUCCGCGGCCCGACGUGACGGUGAUUGUGAUUUCGACCAUCAAUCAGGGACGCACGGAGAUUCCGAGCUUUCAGUUUGAUGCGAGUGUACGAAAACCGUGCAAGCUACGCCUGCUGCCCCCGUCGGCCACAAGUCUUCCGGGCACGAAACCUUUCCGACCACCGGCCGACGGAAUAACGCAGGUGCUGCUGCUCGCUAACCCUUCCGGCGAACCGGUCGACCUAACGUGCAUCCUAACAUACCUGGUGGGCGACGAUCCGGAUCCGAUCAAGGAAUCGAUCGUCAUGCAGGCGGUACCGUCGGUUCGUGAUUAAAGGCGCGGCUGGAGGGGGGCGAACGAAGUAAGCAACCACCAGCGGUAAUCUCGAGGAAUACCUGUGAUUGAGACAAUGUUGAUCGACUGUUCCGUUUGAAGAGGAUACGAAAAAAGAGAGCCAGUAGUAACAACAGGAAUUAUACUUAAUGACAAAAUCACAUGUCUGUGACGCAUGCAACUAUUUUGCCUCCGAAUUGAGCGACGCAAAACAACGCAGAUGGAGGUUGUUGGAACUGUGUUCAUCUCCAUUCGUGGCAGCAGCUACUUAGUAAUCUUUACAUCGCGGUCGAUAUAAAAAAGAAGGAAUACCAAGAAUAAUAAUAAAAGCAACAUCUACGCCGCCAAAGUGGUGU